GUUGCAUGUCCACCCGACAGCAAGUCGACGUCGCCGACGCUACUUACCCAUUUCUCAUCAGCGGUUUCUUUUGUCCUUUGUCCUCGCUCGUUCUUUAAUUCCAUCACCUCCACCUUCUCACAUAAUCCCCAGAGAGAGACACGCACACCGAUAUCGCCUUGAAAAUUGAAUUUUACUUUUCCUUGGUUCGAUAAACCUUUCCCCAGAGAGAGAGAGAAAGAGAGAGAGAUUCCUUCGCCUCGUAAUCGAUUGGGCAGAUGGAGGACGAAGAAGGGUAUCGGCGAUGCGCUCUUGUGCUCGUUGCUGGCAAUCGUCGGCUUUGAUUCUGGAGAAUUGAGCUCUGUCAGGAGUAGAUGUUCCGACAAUGAGAGGCUGUUGAUUGCAAUACUGAAGUUGCUGUAAUUUAACUUCCAGGAAAGGACGGUUGAUUUGCCUUAAGAGGUUCUAUUGAUUGACACGAUCCAACAGGCAGAAUGGGCGUCUCUGGGAAAUGGAUCAAAGCCUUAGUUGGUUUGAAAAAAUCACAAAAAUCACCUUCAAAUAAGGAUGAAGAGAAGGUGAAUGGUAGCCAAUCACAUUCCAAGUCUCUGUGCUCUGCUAACUGUUCAGUUGGUACGGAGACCGAAAACAUCCACGACCAGCUUAAUUGCAAUUAUGCUUCUCAUGUUGGGGAUGCAAAUGAACAUUUCAUCCCUGAUCCUGCUUGUAGUCUUUCCACCUGCUUUGAUGUACAGAAAACUGAUCAUCACCAGCAAAUUUUAAGAGAAGAGUUGGCUGCAGCGCGCAUCCAAACAGCUUUCCGGGGUUUCCUGGCAAGAAGAGCUUUAAGUGCUUUGAAGGGGUUGGUGAGGCUUCAGGCCCUUAUCAGAGGUCAUUCUGUGAGAAAGCAAGCUGCAAUGACACUGCGUUGCAUGCAAGCUUUAGUAAGAGUUCAAGCCCAUGUACGGGCAAGGCGGGUGCGACUAGCAUUGGAAAGUCAAACAGCAGAACAGAAAUUUAAGCAACAAACUGCAAAGGAGGCUCAAGUUCGGCAGAUUGAACAGGAAGGUUGGUGUGACCACAUAGGAUCUGCAGAAGAAAUUCAAGCCAAGUUAGUGAAGAGGCAGGAAGCUGCAGCUAAGCGCGAAAGAGCCAUGGCUUAUUCCUUAGCUCAUCAGUGGCAAGCAGGAUCAAAACAACUGGCAGCACCUACAGGGUUUGAACCUGACAAAAGCAGCUGGGGAUGGACCUGGUUGGAGAGAUGGAUGGCAGUUCGUCCAUGGGAGAACCGAUUUCUCGACAUUAAUAUCGGUGAUGGAAUGACAAUUCAAGAAAGUGGCUCGGCACAGAGUGCGGAUGACACUAGAGCCCAGUCGAAGUCUGCCAGCAAGAAACCGGGUUCAACAAAUCUUUGCAAUCAGAAAAGAGGGUCUUCUCAGACUAAUGUCGUUGGCUCUUCAUCUAGUAAAUCAUUGAAUAAGAUGCCCUCUGAUCAGGCAGUCCCUUCCAAGCCAGAGUCAAAGCUUGUCAAUGAUGGAAUUCAAUUGGCCCAAGCCAGGCUUGGUCGUAGUUCCAGAUCGCAAAGUAAUCCUAAAGAGAGAUCAGUGCCAUCUGAUAAACAGGCAAAGAAGCGAUUCUCUCUGCCUAAUUCUGGAUCGACCGUCGGGGCACCAACUGCUAAAAACCCCAGCAGAACUGCUGCAUCGAGAAAAUUGGAUCUGCCGGCAAGACGUGUUUCCGAGGCGAACUGAUUAGUAACCCUCUCGAAUUAUGAAGAACAAAAGGUCCAACCUCAUUCCACUUUGAGGCUUUGCACAUAAUGCCCGAAUUGCAACAGACGCAAGCAAUUGCUUUCAAGCACGCACACCUUCCUCUCCCGUGACUUGUCAAGGCUUUUUUUUUUUUUCCAAAAGUGGCAGAGCAGAAGAGAUUGCUUCGGCUCCUCGGCGUCCGCAGCUCUAGCUCUAGUACCGUCAUGAAUGCAUCUCGUCUUUUUCCUUUUCCAGUUUCGGUUUUUAGUCGCCCGUGUACUCGUUGAGAUGUGGUCGCUGUUUUCGGAUCUAUUUGGUUGCUGAAGGGAUCGAAAUUUCCUAGAGUCGUGACUUUUGGGUC
Eucalyptus grandis is the source of this 2091-nucleotide messenger RNA. Its product is annotated as protein IQ-DOMAIN 1. Gene Ontology annotation, molecular function: protein binding. NCBI's taxonomy places the organism in Eukaryota, Viridiplantae, Streptophyta, Magnoliopsida, Myrtales, Myrtaceae. The transcript is spliced from 8 exons. The record is from RefSeq and is a predicted model, not a curated record. Bases 474 to 1730 code for a protein of 418 amino acids.